This is a messenger RNA of Juglans microcarpa x Juglans regia, 543 nucleotides long. RefSeq lists its product as uncharacterized. The transcript is spliced from 3 exons. The coding region runs from base 1 to 543 and encodes 180 amino acids. The record is from RefSeq and is a predicted model, not a curated record. Lineage: Eukaryota; Viridiplantae; Streptophyta; Magnoliopsida; Fagales; Juglandaceae.
AUGGACCCUAUGGAGAGGGUGUCUGUUGAGGAAUCAUUAGGCAUGUUUUGUCUUCUUCUUGGCCAUGCACAAGGUCCACGCAUCAUUGGGGACCGGUUCCAACAUUCAAGCGGGAGAAUUAACCGCCAUGUGAAAACGGUGAUGCUGGUGCUACAUCAGCUUGGGAGGACUGUGAUUAGGCGCACAAACACAGAUGGGGUCCAUCCUUACAUUGCGGGGAACCUCCACAAUUAUCCAUGGUUUGAGAAAUAUCUUGGUGCGAUGGACGACACCAUGAUUGACGUUGCUGCACCAUCUAGAUUGAGUAACGCAUAUAGAAAUCAUCGUGGUCGAAUCGCUCAAAAUGUGUUGUGCUUAUGUGACUUCGAUAUGAAGUUCACGUAUGUAUAUACUAGUUGGGAGGGAACAAGCCAUGAUGCAAGAAUAUUCUUGGAUGCCUUGAAGCGACGUCAGAAUCAAUUUUCAUUGCCACCACAAGGUUAUUAUUAUCUUGUCAAUUCCGCAUUUCCAUGCAUUGAGAAGUUUAUGCCUCCCUAUUCAUGA